CCCUCCUACCCCGCUGCUUUCCGCCUCUUUUCCUCCGUCGAAGCCGUCCAACCAGGGUCGGACCUCACCCUCGUCCGAUUCCCCCCUCCUUCUCUCCCUCGCUUUCUCCCCCUUCGUUCGCCUCUCUCUCUCUCUCUCUUUCUCGCUCGCUCGCUGUUGAUAGCCGAGAAGAAGAAGGAGAAGGGCAACAGAGCUAGCUGAGAAGAAAAAAAGAAGGAGAAGAAGGAGAAGAGCUAGGUUAGUCUUUUUCCUGCUAUCCCUCGUCAAAGAGGAACCAUAGCUCGAAGUUAGGCUGUUUUCAUCUGAAUCUCUGUAGCCAUUAUAGAUUUCUACUGCUCUUUGAUCGUGAAAGCGAGUUUGGUUUUUCAAAAGAUCGUUUUUUGGAGGUGUUUGGAUCAAGAAAGUUGGUUGGAAUGGGAUAGAAAUUGUCGGAAUUGACAGGGCAACAGGGUGCUUUGCUGGAAGGUGCCUGAAAGCGAAUUUGAUCUUUAAAAGAUCUUCUUUUUUUUUUGGUGGGGGGGUGGUUUGGAAUCAGGAAAGUUGCUUGCAGUGGGUGAAAAAUGUCGGAACUGGUAGAGCAGCCGGUUUCUUCUGUUGGGAAUUCCUCUGACGAGAGCUGGGUCCCGAAGAUCGAUAUGGUGUUCGAGAGUGAUGAGAAGGCCUAUCGGUUCUACUGUCUUUAUGGGAAGGAAGUGGGGUUUGGGGUCAGGAAGCAUUUGGUGAAACGAAGGUCCUCCGGGCUUGUGUACUCGAGGGUGUUCUCCUGCUACAAAGAAGGGUUCUCCCGAACUGCCAAGCAGGGGAAGAGGCCACGGCCGGAUGCAAGAACUGGAUGUCAAGCACACAUGACAGUGAGAAUCAUGAAUGAUGGUAGAUUUCGGGUCAGUGAAUUCGAGCCGAAGCAUAACCAUGAGCUCGCAGUGAAUGUUCUAACUGCUAUGCCUGAUGUGGCGGUUGAUUCAGGAACAGUGCCAAACGAUGCCCAUAAAAAUGUUGGUAAACAGGUUAUAGUUCGGCCAAGUCUUAGGAAUUAUAUACCAUCGAAGUCUUUGAAUGCUACGAAGCUGGGUGGUAUGGGAGCUGUGAUGAGAUAUGUGCAGCAGGGUAUACCGGAGAGUCGAGCUGAUAGCCCUUCUUUCUGUCAUCCCAUGGGUGGUGCAGCUGUGAACGAGAGUUGGGUGCCAAAAAUCGGUAUGGAGUUUGAGGAUGAUGAGGCGGCCUACCAGUUCUACAUCAACUAUGCUACAGGAAUUGGAUUCAGUGUUCGGAAACAUCUUGUGAAACGAAGAGCCUCAGGCGUUAUAUAUUCGAGGAUGUAUGUUUGCCAUAAGGAGGGUUUUCGUAGAAAGCAUAAUGAGCAGCAUGGGAGAUGUCCCAAGCCAUAUGAGAGAACCGGUUGCCUUGCAUCAAUGACAAUCAAGAUUACAAAGAAUGGUCGAUAUUGUGUGACUGAGUUUGAGCCAAAGCAUAACCAUGCCCUUGUAAUCCCGUCAAAAGCUCACUUGUUUAGGUGGCGAUGGCGAAGAGGGUUGAUUGCCACUCAGGUUGAUCUAAUCGAUUUGGCAGAAGAGUUGAAGGCAGCACCAGAGCCUAGUAAAGAACAGAUGGAUGAACAAGACAAAAGUUGUCAAAUUCCCGCUUUUCUUUCUUCAGGUUAUAAAAAUUAUAUACCAUCAAAGCGAAUGAAUGCUAUGAAGCUGGGAGAUGCAGGAGCUGUGAUGCAAUAUGUACAUGAAAAACAGGUUGCAGACCCGUCCUUCUACUAUGCAUUGCAGCUGGAUCUUGAUGACCGAGUAACAAACAUUUUCUGGGCAGAUGCCAAGUCUAUGGUGGACUUUGAACACUUUGGUGAUGCACUAUGCUUUGACACGACAUAUAAAACAAGCAACUAUGGCAGGCCAUUCUCCCAAUUCAUAGGUGUGAAUCAUCAUAAACAAGCCAUUAUCUUUGGUGCAGCUUUUCUGUAUGACGAAACUGAAGAAUCUUUCAAGUGGUUGUUUGAAACAUUCAAGACAGCAAUGUCUGGAAAGCAACCGAAGGUAAUUCUGACAGAUCGAUCUGUGGCAAUGAGCAAUGCAAUAGCUGCAGCGUGGCCAGGUACAACUCAUCGCCUUUGUGUGUGGCACAUGUAUAAUAAUGCUACAAAACACCUAAAUUUUGUCUUUCAAGGUUCUGUAACUUUCACAAGAGAUUUCAGCAAAUGUCUUUAUGACUAUGAGGAUGAAGAGGAGUUCCUAUUGGGAUGGAAAACAAUGUUAGAAAAUUAUGAUCUCCAUAGCAAUGCGUGGUUAGCUCAGCUAUAUGAAGAUAGGGAAAAAUGGGCUCUGGCAUAUGGACGACAGAUAUUUUGUGCAGACAUGAAGACAGCACUAAUUAAAGAGAGCAUGAACAAUAUGCUGAAAGAACUCUUGGACGCUGAACGAGAUCUCUCAGACUUCUUCAGGCAUUAUGAUGAAAUGGUUUUUGAGAGACGACAAGCAGAAUUGCAAGCUGAUAUUCAUGCACAUCAAAAUAUUCAAAUGAUGCUAUCUUCACGGAUGUUGAGGCAGGCUGCAAAUGCAUACACACCGGAAGUAUUUAAAAUAUUCCAAAGGGAAUUCGAACUGUCCAUGGACUGUCUGGUGUAUGGUUGUGGUCAGGUUGGAACUACAUUUGAGUUUAAGGUUACUGUUGAGGAUAACCCAAAACGAUAUACUGUAAGAUAUGACUCAUCAAAUGGUAUGGUUAUGUGCAGCUGUAAGAAAUUUGAGUUUGUUGGGAUUCAGUGUCGUCAUGUACUGAAAACACUAGAUAUUAUAAACAUUAAAGAGCUCCCGCCAGGAUACAUAUUGAAGAGGUGGAGAAAAGAUGCCAAGGUUGUGAACCGAAGAGCUAAUCAUGAAGUUGCAGUUGAUGGUGGCACCAAGUCAACUCGUGCAAAGCGUUAUAGCUCUUUGUGUUGCAUUUUCAAUAAGAUUGCGGUAAGAGCUGCAGAAACUGUGGAGUCAUACACAUUUAUUGAGAGCUUGUCAGACCAGCUUAUGGACCAAGUAUACAAAAUACUGCAAACAAAACCACCUCAAGGACUUGAAGCUGGUUAGGAUUAGCUGGUUCAAAUCAAGUUUGCUGCCACCUGCUGGCAGCGCUCUGUAGCUGCAUGACCACAGCAGUAAGAGGACCAAAAUAUAAGAUUCCCACAUGAGUUUUUCCAUAAUGUACGUCAGUAAUUCUGAUCCUACUCCAGUACUGGUACUGGAUAAUUGGUGAAGUGUCAUUAAACCACUUGCAGUUAAUUCUAGCAUAGCCAGAUUAGUUUGAAGCCCAAGAAAAUAUGAUGAUUAGAAUUUAGAGGUGCCUUUUACUUUUCUGACAGGUUUCAUUUCUCCUGUAUAUACGGUGGAACCAAAACCAACUAUCAUCAUGUUUACCGAAAUCUUGUCAUUGAAGUAAUGUCAUUUAUGAGGAAGUUAUCACACAGCAGCAAUUUACACAGCCUAACACUAAGAAGAUGGCCAGCAUGUUGAUGAGCAUCUAUUGUACAUGCUGAUCAGCUGAUGUGAUUUGGGGCGAGUUUGUGAUGCCUGUGUUAUGGAGGCUGUCCUUGCUACAUGUGCCCUUUUUUACUUCUUCAUCACUCUUAAUUCUUGCAUGUGUAUGAGAUAGGGUCAGAUUUUGUUGCAAAGUUUGAGAAUUGCUGAUGUUGGAAGUCUCAUCCUGUAUAGUUUUGAGAUAGCUGGAUUUAUCAGUUUGGAAUUAUAGUUGCGAUGUA
Molecule: messenger RNA, 3748 nt
Organism: Phoenix dactylifera (date palm)
Lineage: Eukaryota; Viridiplantae; Streptophyta; Magnoliopsida; Arecales; Arecaceae
Source: RefSeq, a predicted model, not a curated record